Messenger RNA from Drosophila obscura, 734 nucleotides. RefSeq lists its product as uncharacterized. The record is from RefSeq and is a predicted model, not a curated record. NCBI's taxonomy places the organism in Eukaryota, Metazoa, Arthropoda, Insecta, Diptera, Drosophilidae. The transcript has a single exon. The coding region runs from base 87 to 623 and encodes 178 amino acids.
CGUAAACUAUCGGCAUGGCUCUAGGCGGCGUCAUAUCGGCAAAGAAAACCAACUCGAAACGCAAUUAAAUAGAAGAAAACCCAAGGAUGUCGUACCUUCUCACCGAAAUAGCCCUCGAAAUGCUGGGCUAUAAGUUCUACGACACCAAUGGAACGUUUCAUCUGACCAAUUUCCAAACGAAUACGGCCUUGGCAGAGACCAAUCCCAAUGAGCCUUCACUGGAGGAGUUAAUCUAUUCGGAUGAGCCCCACCGGGUCAAUGGAAGCUCUGCUGCUGGCAAAAAUAAGGAGCCAGUCGCGUCUACAAGCAAGGGUCUCUCCACUGAGAGUGCUUCCCUGCCGCUCAAUACGCGCCGCACGCCGGCCCGCGCCCUGGCCAAGAUCAUGGACUACGAAAGCGACAAAAUAUGCAACCAAAUCCGUUCGCGACUGGCCAGGUCGAUAAUCAAGGGAAAUGCUUCAAACAGCGAGACGCUGCUGGAAGAGUGCUUCAAGGCGGAGACGAAACUGAUACAGGAGGACUCGAUUGAAAUGCAAAAUUUCCGCGCCUUUUUGGAGGAUCGUCUUCAACGCGUCGACAAGCGUCCGUACGAGAAAUACACCAAGACGUUUGGUGCAGAGUAAAUCGCAUUUCGUGCAAACACGAAAGGAGUAGUAUAAGCUUGUUCUGUUCUAAGAAUAUUCCUAAAAAGUGCAUUAAAAUGUCAUAAAAAUAGCUAUGCUAUGUAAAAUUAA